This is a messenger RNA of Paramacrobiotus metropolitanus, 3445 nucleotides long. Its product is annotated as atrial natriuretic peptide receptor 1-like. Gene Ontology annotation, molecular function: ATP binding; protein kinase activity; peptide receptor activity. The transcript has 18 exons. Gene Ontology annotation, biological process: receptor guanylyl cyclase signaling pathway; cGMP biosynthetic process; intracellular signal transduction. NCBI's taxonomy places the organism in Eukaryota, Metazoa, Tardigrada, Eutardigrada, Parachela, Macrobiotidae. The coding region runs from base 1 to 3264 and encodes 1087 amino acids. The record is from RefSeq and is a predicted model, not a curated record.
AUGCAAGGCUGGGUCACGAUAAUUUUGUUCAGCGUCGGUUUUCUGCCAAAUUUACCGGCGCCGACACAGUCGUCGCGUGUCAACAUUGUCUCAUUCGCCUACGCCGGCAAAGAGGCCAGUCAGGGCAACGCGGCCAUUGUACCGACCAUCGAUGUGGCCAUUGAGCGGUCUAAGCAGCAGUAUCCCAAUGUUUUUAGCAAUAUCCACUGGAUAUCUAAAGCCUCACCGUACAACGGGAGCAAUAUUGCUCCGUGUGAUGCAGCUGAAGAUUCGGCUAUUAGCGAAGGUGUCGCACAGUGGCUGAAUGCAUCCAGUGUUUUCUAUGGAAGAUUGGACUUCUCAGGCCGCAAUCAAUCAGGAUUAACUGUUUUUGUGACCUCAGUGAACUGCGACAAGAAAGUUUUUCGUAGCGGGACGUUUGACGAAAAAAUGAGUGAUAAAAGCCGGUAUCCUUCCGUGCUGGCGUUUGGCGCUCUGUCUGUCACUCAAAUGGCGUCGUCGUUGUCCGCCUUUAUGGACCAGUAUCACUGGCAGUCCAUUGUCGCUGUGUCGGAUACGCUUUCCAAAGGGGCAGACUUGUUUAACAGAUAUAACUCCAUGUGUAUCGGUUCGUUAAAAAUGCUGGAAGGUCGCAUGCAGAAUGGCACAAUGCAGUUCUUGCGAAUACCGAUUGAUUCCGAUGCAGCUGGGUUUGAAUGGCCGUCAGUAUUGUGGCAAAUAUCCAACUUUAGUCGAAUUGUUCUGUUGUGUACAACUACGAGAGUGCAGAGGACGUUUCUGUCUGCCGCCUACGAAAAUAACAUGGCUAACGGAGACUAUGUAUUCAUAAGCCCUUUCAUUGGAUCUGUUCCAAAGGAUUUAGCUCUCAAAUGGAACCGUAACGAAUCCAUCGACCAGAAUGUGAGAAAAGCUCUGCCAAAUGUUUUCAUCUUUCGGCAUCCCCCUGUAAACUGGACAAAAAUAGAAGAUGUUACCGAUGCUAUAAUUGAUCGCCGCAUAGAGUAUUAUCAUGAAUCUUACGAGACAGCAAGUUUUUAUAGAGAAAAUGACUUGUCACUUAGCUGCUUGGAAGCGGUAGAAGCUCUGGCUGAGGUACUUAAUGAAACUUACACUUCGCUGCCGGAUUACAUUAGUGGAAAGGAGUUUGCUCGGCGGUUUUUUAAUAAAUCCAUAGAAAUAGAAACACGGAAACUGACAAUUUCGCCUAGCGGAAGUCGGCAGACUGUGUUAGAGGUUGUACAGUACGACGUCAACAAGAAAGAUUUCGAGACCGUCUAUGUGACUGAUCCAGUCACAAGAAGACUGGUGGCAGUCAAAGGCGCAGUUAUAGAAUGGAAAGGAAAAGAAGUUCCACGCGAUCGUCCAGCGUGUGGGCUUCAUGGCGAAUACUGCAUCGACCAUACGUAUCAAAAUAUGAUAAUCGAGGCGGUCGUGGGAGCAUUUCUAGCCAUCGCGGCUAUCGCGGUUGUCGUGGUCUUAAGACUGAACCGGCAACGUCGCGAAGCUGAAUUGUUAUCUCAAUGGUGGCGCGUAGAUUUCGCUGAUCUGUCAACGCUGCCCGUAUCCACUGUGCACGGCGCAACAUCACUCUAUGCUUCCCAAGCAGUGUUUAGCCCCGCAUAUCAACAGACAACUAUCAAAGAGACUCUAACUGCAAAAAACAACACAAACAGUCAUCGGCUGGCAAUAUUUAAUGAGCGCAUGGUGUGGACUACCUGCUUUGUAAUUCCAACGGAAAAGGAGAAGCAGAGCAUUAUUGUGCCCAACAGAACAUUUCUCAAGUUUAUGCGAAAGCUUCACACAGUACAACAUCGACACAUCAAUGAUUUUGUGGGAGCAUGUUUGGAAAAAGAGUACAAUUUUGUGGAAGAAUAUCGAAAGAAAGGAUCCAUCUAUGACAUGAAUCAAAGCAGUUUUUCAAAAGGGAGCAGCGGUUUUGACUGGGACAUGAAAUUCUCCUUUCUCGUUGACCUUGCGGAUGCUCUGCGCUUUCUGCAUAGUUCGCAAAUAAAGUUCCAUGGAAAUCUGAAAAGUACGAAAUGCCUGUUGGAUAAUUACUUCACGCUGAAGCUGUCGGAUGUAGGCAACGAGCGCAUGUGGUGCUACUUAAGCCGGCGUGCACAGUGCCCGGCAUCUGUCUAUUAUACGCUAUGGACGGCUCCGGAAGUGCUGCGUGGUGGGAUGCCAUCGGAACAAAGCGACAUAUAUACAUACGGAAUAAUUGCUGUUGAAAUCUUCACACAAUCCGGGCCAUUUAAUACAAAAACUUUGCACCCUGCGGACCUCGAAUCAAUGGUGGAAAAAGUUAAAAAAAAUACUGAAGAAUUUCCAUUUCGGCCUUCGCUGGAGAGUCUGCAACUCAUUCCGGCAGCCGAGAGUGCAUUCAAAACGUUUCUUCAGGGAUGUUGGGCAGAAAAUCCCGAUGACCGGUUCACGAUGCGGCAGGCUGGGACGAAACUGGAUACUGUUAUGGAACAAUUGAAAAUGCGAACAAAGGGAUCACUUUUUGAUCGUUUAAUGCGACGCCUUAACGCUCAUGCUCGAACGCUGGAGCAUACUGUAGCUGAAAGAACACAGGAGCUGAUUGAGGAACGAAACCAUUGCGAUAUGCUUUUGAAAGAGAUGCUUCCGAAGGAGAUUCUGAAACAAUUACGAGCCGGUCAGAUUGUGCACCCCGAACACUUUGAAUGUGCCACAAUAUACUUCAGUUCAAUCUUCGGAUUCCUAAAUUUUGCUAUUUCAUCUCCUCCUAUGACUGUCAUCCAGUUUCUUAACGGUGUCUAUUUGGAAUUCGAUGUCAGUAUUGAUGGACUAGAAGUCUACAAGGUGGAAACAAUCAGCGACUCGUACAUGGUGUGCAGUGGUUUGCCUACGCGUACAUUCAACAACAUCCAUGCCGCUCAUGUUUGUGAAAUGGCUCUGAUAUUGCAGAGUCGAUUCGCUGUUAAGUUCAGCCAAACGCAGUUGCAGCUCCGUGUCGGUAUAAACUCAGGUCCCGUGGUGGCUGGUGUAGUGGGGCUGAAGUGUCCUCGGUAUUGCCUGUUCGGCGACACAAUCAACACAGCAUCAAGGAUGGAAAGUAAUGGUGUUCCGUCCAAAAACCAUAUGAGCGAAGCAGCGGCUUCUCUGGCUAAAGAAUACGGUUUUGUAAUCGAACCGAGAGGUGAAGUGUUUAUAAAGGGGAAAGGAAAUUUAAUUACAUAUUGGCUUAUCAGCAAAGAUGGCGCAGUUAAAGAUAUACCUGUGAAGAAGUUGAAAAUCUGAACAUCUGAACCGAAAAACCAAAUUCAUCAAUAUUUGCUGCGGACUGAUUCUCUUGCCUACAUUUUCAUGCAUGUGAUUUUUCGGUUUACACGUUGAAUGCAUUGCUCAACCGGAAAAAAUUUCUGUUGAUCCGUAUUUUCGCGAAUUUGUGUUAAAUAAGAAGUUAAUGACCAGCUAGCAG